Messenger RNA from Aspergillus welwitschiae, 267 nucleotides. RefSeq lists its product as uncharacterized. The transcript has 2 exons. NCBI's taxonomy places the organism in Eukaryota, Fungi, Ascomycota, Eurotiomycetes, Eurotiales, Aspergillaceae. The record is from RefSeq and is a predicted model, not a curated record. The coding region runs from base 1 to 267 and encodes 88 amino acids.
AUGGCCAGAGAAAUCGCCCAAGGUCACCUGAGCAAGCGCCGUGGGAAGCUAGCUGUCGGUGUGUGCGCCCAUCACUCCAUUCGCCAACCGGUCCAGGAUGUCGUCCAGCCUCGGACGGGUCCGGAUAUCAAACUCUUUGACCUCGACCUCGAGCCAGGUCAUGUGCGGGAGGCGCCUUGUCGCAACAAGAACAUCGCCACUGUUCCAGCCUCAAGUGAUUCUCAGCAGUGGGUUGCCUCUCGCAUACUUGAAAGUUAUCGAGAAUAA